AUGAAAGGUGGCGAGUCCAGUGCUACUAGCCUAUCCACAGCACUUCUGUGUACGGGCUUUAUCGCUCUUGUGCUUGCGUACUGGCCCAAUCCACUACUUCCUUCUCACAUCUCAUCUUGGUGGUCUGGACCGCAAGUCAGAGAGUUUCCCUAUCAAGUUCAGGUUUUCAGCACUGAUCCAAUUAUACUUUACAUCAGAGACUUCCUGAGCCCAGAUGAAAUUUCACAUAUCACAAAGAGUGUCCAAGAUAAAUUUGAAGUCUCACGCGUCUGGACUGACGAGGUUGGCUACAUUGAUACCUCAGUUCGGGACUCCCAGAGUGCCGACUUACCUUCAGACCAUGUCUCACGCAGAGUCAAACGCCGAGCCAGGACCUUCAUGGGAUGGCGUAACAACAAGACACAUAUCCAGCCUCUCCGAGCUCAAAAGUACAAUUUCAAUGGAUUCUACAACUUUCACUAUGACUGGAUCGAGCACGAUCCACGAUAUCCUGGGAACAGAAUGACUACAAUAAUGGUCUAUCUUGAAGCUGACUGUGAAGGAGGUGGCACUAAUUUUCCCAAAGUCACACCACCGAGGGAUCCUCGUUGGUGCGAUGUUAUUGCCUGCGAGGGUGACGUUGAGUACGAUGACUAUCCUGGUACUACGUUUAAGCCCAUUGUGGGCUCAGCUAUCUAUUGGGAGAACUUCCAUCCCAAUGGGACUGGGCAUACGGGCACAAGACAUGCAGGACUUCCUGUAAGAUCUGGAGUCAAGAUGGGAAUGAACAUAUGGUCAUGGGAUCUUUCAUGGACGCCCCCCACCAAUGAUGAAUAG
Molecule: messenger RNA, 816 nt
Organism: Fusarium fujikuroi IMI 58289
Lineage: Eukaryota; Fungi; Ascomycota; Sordariomycetes; Hypocreales; Nectriaceae
Exons: 2
Coding region: 1-816 (271 amino acids)
Biological process (GO): peptidyl-proline hydroxylation to 4-hydroxy-L-proline
Cellular component (GO): endoplasmic reticulum
Molecular function (GO): iron ion binding; procollagen-proline 4-dioxygenase activity; L-ascorbic acid binding
Source: RefSeq, a predicted model, not a curated record